Messenger RNA from Larimichthys crocea (large yellow croaker), 1904 nucleotides. Its product is annotated as odorant receptor 131-2-like. The transcript has a single exon. Bases 1119 to 1904 code for a protein of 261 amino acids. The record is from RefSeq and is a predicted model, not a curated record. Gene Ontology annotation, cellular component: membrane. Gene Ontology annotation, biological process: G protein-coupled receptor signaling pathway; detection of chemical stimulus involved in sensory perception of smell. NCBI's taxonomy places the organism in Eukaryota, Metazoa, Chordata, Actinopteri, Sciaenidae. Gene Ontology annotation, molecular function: odorant binding; G protein-coupled receptor activity; olfactory receptor activity.
UACUUCAUAAUGUAAUGAAGUGAAAAUGAAAAGAAAAUUAGAAAAAGUAUGAACAGCUGUUUUUUCAAAAUGCUACUUGCUGUAUUUCAUCAUCUUAUAUUGUUUCUUUUGCUUUUGAAAAAGUUAAUCAGACACUGAGAUGAAUUUCACAUCCGAGGUCACCAAUGCAACGAUGGCUUUGAAUCAGCGGGACACAUUACUGACGGCUGUGGGCAAGAAUCUGACUGUUCUUGUCCUCGGGAUCACCAUCAACUACAUCAAUGCCACAAUGGUCCACACAUUCAACAAGCAUCACGUGUGUGAAAUGUGUAUAUUUUUCUAUGUGGGUUUAUUACUUCAGCAAUCAAAGAAGGAAAGGAGGUGAACAAUACGUAUGAAGAUGGAAACAUCUCUCGCUUCCCUUUAUGUUCUUUCUUUUCUGUCUGCUGUAUUAAUAUUAGUGGGGGUUUCUUUUCUUUUUGGGGCUGCUGUGCUCCCUCCUGUCCUCCCUCGUUGUUCCUUCGUCCACAGGCGGCAGUCAAUUUGGUAAUCAGGGAGGGGUUGAAGAGGAGGACGAGGAAGGCCGUGUUUUUCGGACUCUGGGGCAGCAGCAGCAGCAGGGGAAGGUUUGCUUUUCUUUCUUUUGAGAUGAGCUAACCCUUGGUUGGAGACCACCGGUAGUCCAGUUUGUCAUUUUGUGUUAGGCCUGUUUUUCCCUGGUUAGUGGGGAAGUGCAGGGUGUGACGGCCCACAGCGUGGCUGGCCCUGAGUUUCCCUCUUUUGUUUCUUUUGGUCGGGAUCUCUUUUUGGUUCAUUACUUUAUGGGUUAAAUUUGUUUUCCUUUUUCUUUUCUUCCCCGGUGCUAAUGAACCGUUGAAGAAUCCUUUUCUUUUUGCAAACUUUGAAACUGUUGUGUGGCGUACUUCAUAUUUUGUUACAUGUUACAUCAUAUUAAUGUUAUGUACAGUCAACCUCACGCUGAAGUUAUGUGAACAUCAUGUUAUAACCAAUUUGUCCACUCAUAAUCUGUCACUAAAUUCAAUGGCACUGUCAGUGAUUUAAGGUGAUGUUGAAUACCAAUGUAGAGAUGUACAAUAUAAUGCAACCCCAAGUUAUGUUGCUCAUUUCAGAUCUUUAGGAUGAACCCUCGCUUCAUCCUUUUCAUCCACCUGGUGUUCAACGACAUGAUCCAGCUCACAACCAGCAUUUCCCUCUUCGUCUUUACAUAUACCUUCCACACCAUCCAUGUCUACCUCUGUUGUCUUUUCAUCUUGCCGGCCAUCUUCACCACACAGAACACCCCUCUGAAUCUGGCUUUCAUGGCAGCAGAGUGUUACAUUGCUGUCUGCAUCCCCCUCCGCUACAACAACAUAUGUACAGUCAAAAGAACAUAUAUUGUUAUUGGCAUAAUCUGGGCAUUAAGUUCACUUUCUGUACUGCCAGAUGUCUUCAUUCUUUUGGCCACUGAACCUCUGGAGUUCUUUCAUAGCAGAGUUUAUUGCUCUAGGGAUAGAGUGUUUAGGAGUGCCUACAGUGUAAAGAAGAGGGAUGCAUCCCACAUAUUGUUUCUGGUCGUGGUUUGGCUCACUCUGUUCUACACUUACUUCAGAAUUUUGUUUGUAGCCAAAGCUGCUGAUGCAGAUGCUAAAAAGGCAAGAAACACAAUCCUGCUUCAUGGUUUUCAGAUGCUGCUGUGUAUGAUGGUGUACGUGCAACCUAUGUUAAUUCAAAGUCUUGCAUACGUGUUCCCAAGAGGGUUAAGUGCCAUAUACUUUGUUAUGUUUAUUAUAAAUCAAAUCCUCCCUCGCUUUGCAAGUCCUAUUGUUUACGGGCUACGAGAUAAGAUAUUCAGGAAGUACUUCAAAAAGUAUCUGUGCACAGUAACAAUGAACGUCCAUCCAAAGACAACACUGAAGAUACUAUGA